This is a messenger RNA of Lentinula edodes (shiitake mushroom), 2364 nucleotides long. RefSeq lists its product as uncharacterized. The record is from RefSeq and is a predicted model, not a curated record. The coding region runs from base 1 to 2364 and encodes 787 amino acids. The transcript is spliced from 7 exons. NCBI's taxonomy places the organism in Eukaryota, Fungi, Basidiomycota, Agaricomycetes, Agaricales, Omphalotaceae.
AUGACGGAGCAAGGUUUCUGUGCUGUUGACAUAAUGACUUCCAAAUUUGGGGGUGUGGAUUUGAUUUGCACAUCACUUCAAAUCACGGGUCACGGGCUCGCAACGUUGAACACAGCCACCAUCCCUCCAGCUCUUUCCGACUCCGAGGAAAGUCCCCUUCGUUUCCGCAAGGUAGACAACAUCGAAUAUCGGCUCGGGGGUACCAACACAAAAAGAAAACUAGUGAUGUUGGAAUUGAAGGAGCAGGUACCUGAGGUACCUUUAAGUUGGUAUUUCAAGUACAUUCUGCCCCCUCUUCCCGAUGGGAUAGAUACAAAGAAGAUUGUUGCCUCGUUGAAGAAGUCCAAAGCGAUCAAGAACAAUUCAUGGGCCGGCAUCCCAGAGCAUCCACGUGACGACAGCCGACAUGAAGACGACGUCUAUGCUGGACUCGAGAACGUAUUUGAGAGAAUCGUUGACGCUGCGAAGACGCAAAUCCCUGGACUUGAACAGAAGUCUGCCUUGAAGCUUACUCCUCAUGCAAAAGCAACUUCCGAACGUGAUAGUACUACAAUGCCCGAUGGCCAUUUCACAUCAAUCGACGAAGCUGUGCGAUUAAGUCGUUCCGGAGAAGAACCGUCCCUUUACCAAGUCUGGAACUCUCAUGAGUUCAAAAAGGGUAACGAGAGAGUGCGGGACAUCAUGAACCAAUGUGUUUCUCAGGUUGUCUACAACAUGCAACAAAUCAUGGCCUUGGACCCGUGUCGGCGGUUUACGUUUGGGACGUCGAUCAUGAAUCGCUCGUUCAGACUUUGGUUUUGCUCUCGCGGUGCAUUCUUCACAGCUGAACCUUUUGAUUUUAUAUCAGAACCUGAAAAGCUUGUUCAUGUUUUUUUAGCUUUUGCGUUCGCAUCACGUACUGAUGCGGGCUGGGAUCCAUCCAUGUCGUUUAUCUUGCCCGCCUCUCCUACAGAAAAACGACAAUAUCGAAUCCGAGUUGGGGACAAGACCUACAUCACUGUCAAGAUGCUCUCUGAUCAUGCAGCGGAUAGCCCAAUUGGCCGUGGCACACGUGUUUGGCUUGUCAUCGAUGAGGCUGGUCCACCUGACUGUUAUUAUGUUCUCAAGGAUGUCUGGGUCGACAAUGGCCGCGAAACUGAAGAUGAAAUUCGUUCAAACCUUCUCAAGGAUGUUGAGCUCAAAUGUGGUUCCGAUGCUUGCGCAACGGUCAAAAAGCAUCUUCUUACCCCAAUUGCUUUUGAAAAGCUCCUCAUUGGCACCAAUGUCGAUGACACAUCUCAGGUAAUCAUGCGGGGUGGUUCCCUACCUAAGACUCUCCAACACCUCAAGUUGUUUGUACCUCAACAAUCUCGAUCUACGACCCGAAGUCAGGUAUCAACCAGGCAAAACCCUGUGGAUGCAGUCUUUUCUGGGACAUCAGCACGUUAUCUUCCGGUUGGGGAUCCAGUGCAAAAUGGUCCCCAAGUUACAUCUCGAUACCACUAUCGUAUCGUAUUUCAGGAAUACGCAACCACCAUGUAUGACGAGAAGAAUCUGGGCAAUGCUCUUCGAGCAUUGGCUGAUGUGACUGAUGCUCUACGGUGGAUUCAUAAGAGCCAAUGGGUCCACAGAGACAUAAGCUCCGGCAAUGUCUACUGGUACGACUGCGGGGCUGUGGGCCUCCAAGGUUCGAACCGAGGACUUUUAGGGGACUUGGAAUUCGCUAAAGUACGGAAACCGGCCUCCACUCAUGAAGUUCGCACGGGCACGUUUAACUUCAUGGCUUCUGAAGUUAUCACUGGCCGCUACUUGUUCUUACCCGCCGAAGACUCAUAUGGUGGCCCAGAACAAAUCCCAACAAGUUCAAUCGACCAGCCACCUUUCGCCUUCAACCCUCUUCAUGAUAUAGAAUCCAUCUGGUGGAUUCUUGUCUACCUUCUUUACUUCAAUGAUGACAAGGAACAUAUUGCUGAUCUCGAGCUUGCUACUGCCCGCGCUCAGAAAGCCUUGGUUCUAUUCACACAAAUCCUGGAUCGAGCAAUGUUCCUACAGACUUCCCGUCAAUUGACGGUGGAAGGAACUUCUUUAUCGCCGUCUUUCCGGUUCGUCAUCAAUACCUUACGUGCAAUCGCAAUAAAACUUCAUACUGCAUUUCGAGACUCAGAGGCGAAAAUAUCCGUCAUCGAAGAAACAGCUUUCGAUAUUCACGAAUAUGUGGUUCAAGCUCUGAGACUGCCUUGUAACAAUCCUCAGGUCAAUUCUAUCGAACUGGUCGGAGUUUCCAGGCCACAGAAACGUAAAAUCGACGAAGCUGAAUCCGGUCAUGAGGAUUCCAGCAACAAAAGUUCAGUCAUUUUAAUCGUUGUUCCAAGAACUAAGAAGUGA